AUGAGUGCAACUACUACAAUCACCGCGCCACCGGAGAUCACCGCUGAAAAUGUGGCUACCCUGUUCCCCGAAGUUGAUACCUCGUUGGCUCGGGAUGUCCUACCCACAGCCAACGGUAACAACGCGCGCGAAGGCACUGAGCUCGAGGGAUAUGAUGAGGAACAGAUUCGCCUAAUGGAUGAGGUGUGCAUUGUCUUGGACAAUAAUGACCGGCCCAUCGGGAGUGCCAGCAAGAAGAUCUGCCACUUGAUGACCAACAUCGAUAAGGGUCUACUCCACCGCGCCUUCUCUGUCUUUCUGUUUGACUCCAACAACCGCCUCCUGCUUCAACAACGCGCCACCGAGAAAAUCACGUUCCCGGAUAUGUGGACCAACACUUGCUGCUCCCACCCUCUUGGAAUUCCUGGCGAGACUGGUGCUGAGCUUGACGCUGCUGUUCUGGGAGUGAAGCGUGCUGCCCAGCGCAAGCUUGGCCAUGAGUUGGGUAUUAAGCCCGAGCAGGUGCCGGUGGAAAAGUUUGAGUUCUUCACCCGGAUUCACUACAAGGCCCCCAGUGAUGGCAAGUGGGGAGAGCAUGAAGUCGAUUACAUUCUCUUUAUCCAGGCGGAUGUUGACCUGGAGCCGAGUCCGAAUGAGGUACGAGACACUUGCUACGUGUCGGCGGAUGAGUUAAAAGCGAUGUUUAAGCAGACUGAACUCACGUUCACUCCUUGGUUCAAGCUGAUCUGCAACUCAAUGCUGUUUGAGUGGUGGAGCCACCUGGGCACCCCGGCCCUGGACAAGUACAAGGGCGAGAAAGAAAUCCGCCGCAUGUGA
Molecule: messenger RNA, 816 nt
Organism: Penicillium verhagenii
Lineage: Eukaryota; Fungi; Ascomycota; Eurotiomycetes; Eurotiales; Aspergillaceae
Gene: idi1
Product: isopentenyl-diphosphate delta-isomerase IDI1
Exons: 3
Coding region: 1-816 (271 amino acids)
Biological process (GO): isopentenyl diphosphate biosynthetic process; isoprenoid biosynthetic process
Cellular component (GO): cytoplasm
Molecular function (GO): isopentenyl-diphosphate delta-isomerase activity
Source: RefSeq, a predicted model, not a curated record